Cylindrotheca closterium is the source of this 447-nucleotide messenger RNA. Lineage: Eukaryota; Bacillariophyta; Bacillariophyceae; Bacillariales; Bacillariaceae. The record is from the annotation of a GenBank genome assembly.
AUGGGGAUCGGCAGAGCGGCACUUGCACGGGAACUCAUGCGGCAUUUCAACUUCAAGAUAGCCAUUGCCUUGGAACCUGCGUGGCCACAGAAUCCCGGUACCGCUGGUCAAAAAUGGAUGCCCUCCAAGGGGCCGAAAGCGUGGUACAUUUGGGUAGCGGCGUCUGAUGUGGAUAGAGUGGCACGGGCCCUGUUUGCAUGGCUCCGACCAGAAACAAAGAAAUGUCACAUGCCAUUUGGUGCCCGGACUCAGUUUGUCUACGAUUGGGGGGCAAUUACAAAAGAACGACUUGGCGACCUUGCUCAACCAGGGGGGCAGUGGAAUGGCAUCAUUGGUAAACUCAUCAACACCCAUGACACUACCUCCCAGACUUGUACCUCCCUGGCCCCACUGUUCCCUAUCCAAGGCAUGUUGACAAAGGUGGUCAUCCAAAAGUACUGCAAGUAG